Molecule: messenger RNA, 2299 nt
Organism: Polyodon spathula (Mississippi paddlefish)
Lineage: Eukaryota; Metazoa; Chordata; Actinopteri; Acipenseriformes; Polyodontidae
Product: phosphoribosyl pyrophosphate synthase-associated protein 1-like
Exons: 11
Coding region: 723-1919 (398 amino acids)
Biological process (GO): purine nucleotide biosynthetic process; 5-phosphoribose 1-diphosphate biosynthetic process
Cellular component (GO): cytoplasm; ribose phosphate diphosphokinase complex
Molecular function (GO): ribose phosphate diphosphokinase activity; magnesium ion binding
Source: RefSeq, a predicted model, not a curated record
UGGGCGCUUCUGAUCGAGGGUGACCGCAUUGCAGACAGACAGACAGACUGCAGUUGCGGGGUGUUAGUGUGCUCGAUAGUUUGCAAUUUCUGUUUAUAUAUUUUCGUUUUACUCAAAACUAUCCCUGCUUUUGGCAAUUCUUUAACGAGCCGUUUGUUCAAUCAGGGAGUUCAGUUUAAGUUUAGUUGAAGCGCUUGGCGGGGUUCAUGUAAACAAAAGUAGGUUGAUGGUGGACAGUCACUUCCAAAACCCCUCCACCUGUCUGUAAACCUCGCGUCAUUAUUACCGAUCGCUGUGUAUGUAUAAAUCUACAUUACGCAGUACACUGUUUUUCUUUUCUAUAGACAAUUAACAUUUUGUAUACGUAAUUAUUUCAGCUUUUCUGUUUGAAUUGCCUAAUUAUAACCGCGGCUGAAAUCGUAUUGUUACGAAAAACCCGUUUUCUUUUUGUUCAUAUGUAAAAGGGUGUUGUAGUUUAACAGGGUUAACAAAUAAUAGCAACGCCUUUUCUAAGACGACUGUCCCUCGGCCGCUGCAGACAGUAAGUUUGCCAGACAGUACGAAUGAAUUGCUUUGUUUGUUAGCUUUGUUUCUUCUGUUGAUGUAGUUCGCAGUCUUGUGGGCAGGGAGUGUGAUCUGUUAGGUGUAUGUGCAAGUAUAGUUGUAUAUAAAGAAGUGUAUGUUAUCUAUCUUUUAUCUGCUUUGUUUUGCUGUUUAAGAAAAUGUCCAAGAGGCGGCUGUUAGUUCCUUAUAAAUCUGUUUUCUUUAACUCCCGAGCUCAGAGAGGUUCUUAUGAGUACUCGAGAAUGAAUGUGGGCAAAAGUGGAUAUCGGGUCUUUUCGGCCAAUUCGACUGCAGCGUGCACAGAACUGAGCAAGAGGAUAACGGAACGUCUUGGUGUUGAACUGGGGAAGGCAGUGGUCUACCAGGAACCCAACAGAGAAACCCGAGUGGAAAUCAACGAGUCUGUGCGUGGACAGGACAUUUUCAUCAUCCAGACGAUUCCCAGGGAUGUUAACACGGCUAUAAUGGAGCUGUUGGUCAUGGCAUAUGCCCUCAAGACUUCCUGUGCAAAGAACAUUAUUGGAGUCAUCCCCUACUUUCCCUACAGUAAGCAGUGCAAAAUGAGGAAAAGGGGAUCCAUUGUGUGCAAACUGCUGGCGUCAAUGUUAGCCAAAGCAGGGUUAACGCACAUCAUCACAAUGGACCUCCAUCAGAAGGAGAUCCAGGGCUUCUUCAGUUUCCCUGUGGACAACCUGAGAGCAUCGCCGUUCCUGCUGCAGUACAUUCAGGAAGAGGUUCCAGAUUAUCGGAAUGCAAUUAUCGUAGCUAAGUCCCCGUCCGCCGCUAAAAGGGCUCAGUCGUAUGCAGAGAGGCUGAGGCUGGGGUUAGCUGUGAUGCACGGGGAGGCUCAGUGCUCUGAGUCUGACAUGGCUGACGGGAGACACUCUCCUCCCUCUGUCAAAAACACAACGGGGCACCCUGGUCUUGAGCUGCCAUUAGGGAAGCACCGUGCCCCGUUUCCUGGGAUAGAGCUCCCGAGGAUGAUGGCCAAGGAGAAACCACCCAUUACCGUAGUUGGAGAUGUGGGAGGAAGGAUUGCCAUUAUAGUGGAUGACAUCGUGGAUGAUGUGGAGGAUUUCGUAGCCGCGGCGGAGAUCCUGAAGGAAAGGGGCGCGUAUAAGAUCUAUGUCAUGGCUACUCACGGACUGCUGUCUGGCGAUGCGCCUCGUCUCAUCGAGGAAUCUGCUAUCAAUGAGGUGGUGGUCACGAACACCGUGCCCCAUGAGGUGCAGAAGCUGCAGUGUCCGAAGAUCAAGACGGUCGACGUCAGCAUGAUCCUGGCAGAGGCGAUUAGGAGGAUCCACAAUGGCGAGUCGAUGGCAUACCUGUUCCGCAACAUCACUGUGGAUGACUAGAGCCGAGCAGAGCCAGGGCACCCUUGGUACUCCCGCUCCUGUGUGAAACAGCAGGCUUAACCCUUUGGAACAUGAGAGCAAGCGUCAAGCAAAUGUCAGUGCAAGAGCAUAUUUUAAGUCCAUUUAUCCUGAUUUGGUUACCCACAUGCCAAAGUGAACCAUAACUUGUGAAUUAAAAUCAUUGAAUACCAAUGUGCUUCAGCCCUCAGCCCCUCAGUGUGCUAAACUCCACAACGUGUGAGUUGCCAGUAUGUUUACAGCUGCUGCAAAAAUGUAUAAGAUGCACAGUUCUGUUUUGUGAGUGUGUAUCCUAUCAAGCUGUUAAUAAAAAAACAAAUUUGCAAAGUACUGUGCAAAGAUUUUUCAAUAAAGAUAAAGAA